Clupea harengus (Atlantic herring) is the source of this 1266-nucleotide messenger RNA. RefSeq names its product adhesion G-protein coupled receptor G6-like (gene adgrg4b). Gene Ontology annotation, molecular function: G protein-coupled receptor activity. The record is from RefSeq and is a predicted model, not a curated record. Gene Ontology annotation, biological process: cell surface receptor signaling pathway; adenylate cyclase-activating G protein-coupled receptor signaling pathway. The transcript has 8 exons. NCBI's taxonomy places the organism in Eukaryota, Metazoa, Chordata, Actinopteri, Clupeiformes, Clupeidae. The coding region runs from base 1 to 1266 and encodes 421 amino acids. Gene Ontology annotation, cellular component: plasma membrane.
AUGGCAUCGUCUCUGCUUCUGUUUGAUUUGUAUGCAAACUGGAGGGGGUCCAACGAGCUGGGCAGGGAGGACCUGUCCAGGACUCCUGUGGAUGAAACCAAUGAAAAGAUCCUGACCAUCAUCACAUAUAUUGGUUGUGGAGUUUCAUCAGUCUUCUUGGGAGUGACUGUUUUAACAUACACUGCUUUUGAGAAGCUCCGCAGAGACUACCCUUCUAAGAUCCUGCUGAACCUGGCACUGGCUCUGGAAGGACUUAACCUUGUAUUUCUGCUCAACUCCUGGCUGUCAUCGUUCGGUAGCUCUGUCCUCUGCAGGGCCGUGGCGGUCACCAUGCACUACUUCCUCCUGGCCUCCUUUACGUGGAUGGGCCUGGAGGCAGUAAACAUGUACUUCGCCCUGGUGAAAGUCUUCAAUGUCUACGUACCCUCCUACAUCCUGAAGUUCUGUGCUCUGGGAUGGGGAAUUCCUCUCAUUAUUUGUGGCCUGGUUCUUAUUGUGAGAAGGGAGGUCUAUGGCAGUGCCCCAUACGGUUCAUCCCUUGAGCCAUCUGAUGACAUGUUUUGCUGGGUGCAGGAUGAUGUGACAUUUUACGUGUCUGUGGUGGGCUACAUCGUCCUGGUGCUGCUGUGCAACAUGGCCGUGUUCCUUGUGGUCCUGGUUCAGCUGCGCAAGAUGCGCUUCAACCGUCCGGCGGGCACGCGCAGCGACCUCCUGAAGGACCUGCGGGGCGUGGCGAGUCUGACCUUCCUCCUGGGUCUCACCUGGGUCAUGGUGCUCUUCGCGUGGGGGCCAGUCAGAGUACCUAUGCUAUACGUCUUCUCCAUCCUCAACUCCCUGCAAGGAUUCUUCUUGUUUGUGUUCUACUGUCUAAUGAAGGAAAACGUCCGUAAACAAUGGAGAGUCCACCUCUGCUUCGGCCGCUUCCGGCUCCAAGAAUACUCAGAAUGGAGCCAAACUGCGACAGUGCCUGCUAAGACCAAACCCAGUCAGACAGUGAAGUUCCCCUCUGUGAAGUCUGUUCGAUCCAACAAGUCGAGCACUACUGAGAGCACUUCUGCUUCUUCGGACUCCAGUCAGCGAGAAGUCUCCAUCAGGAGACCCAACUUGGGUCUGCUCUGUUUGAAUGGGCUGGCUCUGCCCCGAGCACAGCCGAGUCACACUCCCUCAUUCCACAAAAACACACCUCUCCCACAGGAAUCAGGAGGAUACCAGGUGUCCCCUUGGCUGACAAAAGCUGGCUCUCACCUUGAAAGUGAUAUUAACUAA